Podospora pseudopauciseta is the source of this 1560-nucleotide messenger RNA. RefSeq lists its product as uncharacterized. Gene Ontology annotation, cellular component: membrane. Lineage: Eukaryota; Fungi; Ascomycota; Sordariomycetes; Sordariales; Podosporaceae. Bases 736 to 1545 code for a protein of 269 amino acids. The record is from RefSeq and is a predicted model, not a curated record. The transcript has 2 exons.
CUCAAAAAUAGGCCUCUGGAGCGAUCUGGUGGAGCCUUUGUUAGCGCUCUGGUGGGGAAGAGUGACCCGUUCACUGACAUCCAGUCUUUCGCAGUUUCACCCUAUUCACUGUGUUGACAACGGGACCAUGGCGCGCCUAGGAUGUUUCGGCGGCUGCUCAAACUACCAAUCUCAAUCUUGGUGGCGUCUCGUCAAAUCGGUUGACUUUGUCGCGGCAAACGGUUACACGCGAAUACUCCAGCACAGAAACACAGAAUCGAUCCGUCGCAUGUCACUGUGUGGAUGGUGAUGAUCCAAAACAAACCCUGCAAUUCUUGGUCCUGCAAAAAUGGAAUAUAAGUGACGGCUCCCAGACAAUCGAACAUGAGUUUCAUUGUUCUAUUUUGUGAUAGACUCACAAAAGCUGCCCCGAUUUCUUUUUUCUCUUUUUCUAUUUUUCUUAUUCAGCCAGGUGCUCCUAUUUUCUCUCUCUUUUUCCUAUUGUUGGAACGGGUGAAUCAAAGGUGUUGUUCACAAGGGUUAUUGUUUAACUUGUCUCCUUUGUUGUUCAUCAACUGCAUAUAACUGUCAUUUUUUCUUCGACUCGGAACAACCACCAACAUCACCAAACGAACAGCUUACAGCAACGUGUGUCUGAGACAACGAUCUUUUCCUUGACGUCUUUUUUUCCUUUUCGACAAUUCACGAUACGUUGUCUUUAUUUCCACGAAAGUAUUUUCCUUGACAUCUAUCAAAAUGGUCGUCUUGAAGCUUGCAAAGAUGUUCCUCCUGCCCAAGGGCACCGGACUCAUCCGUUACAUCCCCUACCUCUUCAUCAUCCCCGUCCUCGUCUUCCACGCCCUCGCCUUGACCGGCUGCGUGAGCACCUCCCCGGGGAUUCCCAACAUCUAUGUUGUCUCCCUCCGCUCCGCCGAGCUCGCAAACACAAACAACACCGACCUCGACGUCCAAGUCCGGAUCGGCUACUUUGGCAUGUGCGGCAUCAGCGAAGAGCACGGCACCCUCUGCGGCACCGUCUCGGGCCGCUCCGUCGAGGACCUCUCCUCGACUCUGUUCCCCGCCGCGACCGCAUCAAAUAACACCCUCCUCAAGAACGAAAUCACCGAUCUCAUCACCACCGCUCAGGACCUCCAGACUGAGAUCUUCAUCUCCAUCCUCGCCGGCGCUGCAGUACUCUUCAUCGUUGGCCUUGUCGCGCUCUUUUUCUUCAAGCAAGACAGGAAGAAGAAUGCCACUGAGUGGUAUGAGCAAGGAAAGUGGAGCAAGAUUGUCAAGCGCGGGACUUAUGGUGCGCUUUUCCUCUCGGCUGCCAUGACGUUUGCCUCUGCGCUUGCCACGAGCCAAAGCGCGGGUGCACUCCAGAUUACGAGCGCGGUGAUGGAGAAUGCUUCGGUUUUGAUCAAGACUGGGACGACGAUUCAGGUUUUCCAGUGGAUCGCGUUUGGGUUUGGGUUUUCAUUUGCGGCGGUGGUGCCGUUUUUGGCGAAGCCUAGGGAGGAGAGUGGGAGCGGGGAGUAUGUUGAUAAGGAGGGGAAUGUGGUUUGAGCGUGCAGCUUUGGG